AUGGCUGAGACAACGAGGGAUGAAGAUCGGACCGAGGAAGACAACCGGAAAGAAGGUAGGAAUGUGAUUCUACUGGAAGAGGCAAACAUAUCAGAAGGUAUUAACGCUUGCUCCAAUAGUCUCUAUGGCAGACUCUUUGCUUCCAAAACCUUCUCAAUUGGAACCAUGGGGAAUGCUUUAAAGGCUAUAUGGGGAAACCCGGAAGGAUUUAGCGUGAGUGAUAAAGGGGAUAAUUUCUUCCAAUUCUUUUUUAAUAAAGAAGUGGAUGUCUUGCGUGUUGAACGUGGUUCUCCAUGGCUAUUCAAAGAUUAUGUGCUCCAUGUCAAGAGAUGGAAGGAAGAUCAGAACUGUGAUGAAGAGAUUAUUUUCAAUUUUCAAUUUUGGAGUUUGCCAGAAUCGUUUAAAACCCUCGAAGUUGGACGUAAAUUGGGAGAAAAAUUGGGCACAGUAUUGGAGGUAGGUAAAUUUCAGAUGCGAGGCAGAGAAACUAGGAUUGUGAAGACCAAAAUUAAUAUUGAUGCUGCCAGGCAAGUGAGAGAUCAGUUAAUAGUGGCAGGACCUAAUAAAAAGGAGGUAGAAGUGGCACUGCGCUAUGAGAGACUUGGAAAGUUUUGUACCUAUUGCGCAAAAUUGGGGCACGAGGUAAAAAACUGCCAUGAUCUGCUGAAGGAUACAGAGAGUGAUAUGGUAAAAGAGGAUGACAUUGGCGAAUGGGUUAAAGCCAGCCAAGUGGGAAUGCGAAUCUACUCUAAAGGAGAAAGAGCAUUCAACAACUCAACCCAAAAUCAGAAUAAGGCCACUCAACGUAAGAAAAAACCGGUCUUAAACUACUUAUUGGAAGAAUUUGCAGGGAUGUCAAUGCAAGAAGAGAAACAAAGUUUGAAACCACAAGACACUAGUAAUAGGGCAGCACCUGAGUCACUUCAAUCAGCCAAUUCUAGAACAGAAUGCAUGGAGGUUAUCAUAGCUGGUCAGUCCAAUACCAAGGAGGAUGAAGGGCAGCUUAUGCAAUUCGCUAUUGGGUAG
This is a messenger RNA of Arachis duranensis, 1026 nucleotides long. RefSeq lists its product as uncharacterized. The transcript has a single exon. The coding region runs from base 1 to 1026 and encodes 341 amino acids. The record is from RefSeq and is a predicted model, not a curated record. Lineage: Eukaryota; Viridiplantae; Streptophyta; Magnoliopsida; Fabales; Fabaceae.